Messenger RNA from Phacochoerus africanus (Common warthog), 3591 nucleotides. It is a transcript of the gene ZNF182, whose product is annotated as zinc finger protein 182. Gene Ontology annotation, cellular component: nucleus. Gene Ontology annotation, biological process: regulation of transcription by RNA polymerase II. Gene Ontology annotation, molecular function: RNA polymerase II cis-regulatory region sequence-specific DNA binding; DNA-binding transcription activator activity, RNA polymerase II-specific. Bases 573 to 2438 code for a protein of 621 amino acids. The transcript is spliced from 5 exons. Lineage: Eukaryota; Metazoa; Chordata; Mammalia; Artiodactyla; Suidae. The record is from RefSeq and is a predicted model, not a curated record.
GUCGCUGCAGCGCUGUGGCUGCGGAGCCCGAGUUGUCCCAAAGCGGAAGUGCUUCUCGGGGCCAGUUCUUGUAACGGUCUCCUCUGCAGCGAGCAGAAAAUCUGUUGUCGAGAGAGAGGUUGAGGGGGCGAGUGGUAGGAGUGAUGGGCUGAGUGAUGGGGAGUUCUGGGGGAACAAUGCAGCCGGUUUGUAGGGGUCAUGGACGUGGGAGGUUGUGGGAUUAGUGAUGGUGGACCGAGAGGUCAGCGAAUGAGGAUCUGUGGGUUCCGUGGCAGACAAAGUUAGGGGGCUAGUCAGGGUUGAAUGGUGCUUAUUAAACGUUGACUUUUACACAUUUUCCAGCACAGUGACCUGCGCUAAGAGUUCAUUCGCACCCCUCAAGCUCCUCCUUAGGCGUCCCCGCCUCUCCCUCUGUCCCUUUCCCUUUGCCCAAGCCCCGAGGUAGGGGCCUGGUGUGAAUGCUCCAGCUGAAGUGAAUCUGCACCCGAAGGCUUCCUUCUGGCUCCUGGGCAAGACGGCCCCAGUGAGCUCAAUCCUCACACAUCUCUGACUUUUCCCAAGAAGAGCAGGAAAUGGCCGAACUCCAAGGACUCAUGACAUUUGAGGAUGUGGCUGUGGAUUUCACCCAGGAGGAGUGGCAGUACCUAAACCCUCUGCAGAGGACCCUGUACAGAGAUGUGAUGCUGGAGACCUACAGCAACCUGGUCUCUGUGGGGCAGCAUGUUACCAAACCAACUCUCAUCCUCAAAUUGGAGGUAGAAGAGCCGUGCCCGGCAGAAGGGAAAAUCCCAGUUUGGAACUUUCCAGAAGAAGCCUGCCAGGUUGAUGAACAGAUUGAGAGACAGCACGAGGACGACCAAGAUAAAUAUCUGAUACAAAUUGGAUUCCCUGACAAGAAAACAGUCAUCACUAAGAGUGGCCAUGACUAUAAUGAAUUUGGAAGCAUACUUCAUCUGAGUACAAACUUUGUUGCCUCAAUACAAAUACCCUAUAAACACGAGUCGUUUGGACAUAAUAUGGUAGGUAACUUAGACUUAUUUAAUAGAAGUUCUGUAGGAAAGAAACAUGAUAAUGGAUGUGCAAAAUUAUUCUUCCAUACGGAGUAUGAGAAAACAACUCCUGGAGUGAAAGCCUAUGGAUAUAAAGAUUAUGGGAAGACCCUCAGGCAAAAGAAAGGUCUUAGUCUACACCAGAGAAUUAAAAAUGGAGAGAAACCCUUUGAAUGUACUGCCUGUAGGAAAACCUUCAGUAAGAAGUCACACCUCAUUGUACAUUGGAGAACUCAUACAGGAGAGAAACCCUUUGGAUGUACGGAAUGUGGAAAAGCCUUUAGCCAAAAAUCUCAGCUCAUUAUACACCUGAGAACUCAUACAGGAGAGCGACCAUUUGAGUGUCCAGAAUGUGGAAAAGCCUUCAGAGAAAAGUCCACUGUCAUUAUACAUUACAGGACUCAUACAGGAGAGAAACCUUAUGAAUGUAAUGAGUGUGGAAAAGCUUUCACUCAGAAGUCAAACCUCAUUGUCCAUCAGAAAACCCACACAGGAGAGAAAACUUACGAAUGCACCAAGUGUGGGGAAUCUUUCAUACAGAAGCUUGAUCUAAUUAUACAUCAUAGUACUCAUACAGGAAAGAAGCCUCACGAAUGUAAUGAGUGUAAGAAAACUUUCAGUGAUAAGUCAACUCUUAUCAUACAUCAAAGAACUCACACGGGAGAGAAACCUCACAAAUGUACUGAAUGUGGGAAGUCUUUCAAUGAGAAGUCAACUCUCAUUGUGCAUCAGCGAACUCAUACAGGAGAGAAACCUUAUGAAUGCGAUGUGUGCGGGAAAACCUUCACCCAAAAGUCAAACCUUGGUGUACACCAGAGAACUCAUUCAGGUGAGAAACCCUUUGAAUGUAAUGAAUGUGAGAAAGCAUUCUCUCAGAAAUCCUAUCUCAUGCUACACCAGAGAGGUCAUACAGGAGAGAAGCCCUAUGAAUGCAAUGAAUGUGAAAAAGCAUUUUCCCAGAAAUCAUAUCUCAUCAUACAUCAAAGGACGCAUACAGAAGAAAAACCCUAUAAAUGUAACGAAUGCGGCAAAGCCUUCAGGGAAAAGUCGAAGCUCAUUAUACAUCAGAGAAUUCAUACAGGAGAGAAACCCUAUGAAUGUCCUGUAUGUUGGAAAGCUUUCAGCCAGAAGUCACAGCUCAUAAUACACCAGCGAACACACACAGGAGAGAAACCCUAUGCAUGCACUGAGUGUGGCAAGGCCUUCAGGGAAAAAUCAACAUUCACUGUACACCAGAGAACUCACACUGGAGAGAAACCCUAUAAGUGUACAGAAUGUGGGAAAGCCUUUACCCAAAAAUCAAAUCUUAUUGUACAUCAGAGAACACACACAGGAAAGAAAGCUCAUGGGAAAGGCCAUACCCGGAAGUCCAAGCUCAUUGCACAUUAGAGAGUAAGUCCGUGGUGCAGUUAUGUUCACUGAAGGCAAGUUUCGUCAAUAAAACAUUUAAAAAGUACGUUCUGACUUCUGGCUUAAAGAGGGGGGUCAGCCUUUUUUCAUCUCAGGCUUCACCCAAAAGCUACAAGGAGAAAAGGGGCAGAAUUGUAAAUCUCUGUAUCUGAAACCCUGAUGAGAGGGCUACUAGAGGCUGAAGAAAUCAAGCCACCAGUGCAAGGAGAUUUCAAAGGAAAGAGAGUGGUCAAGGCUGCAGACGUGAGACUGGAAAGGACGCUUCGCCAAGUUUUAGGCUGUGUCUUGAGUGCAAGACUAUAAAGAUACAUAACAAUUGUAACAAAGGCCAUGGACAGGUGGGAUGUUUCCUAGACUCAUUUGGAGUCUCAUGAGAGACAGGCAGGGGCCUCGACGAGGCAUUGCUCAGACAAGCCGUGUUUGCAGAAAGUAUUCUGUACUCAUGAGAGGAGCAGUUGGCAGGGCCCUGGGGAAAGAGAAGGGAGUGUUCUUAGGAGGAACCCAGCAGCCGCCCCUAUUGACUGACUCCGCAGAAGUCAAGUCAGAAAGAACUACCAAAUGGAAAACAAAUCCAACUGUUAAGAAAACCCCUCUAAUCUGCCUAGAAUGUGGCCCCGAUUCUUCCCCUGCAUGAACUUCCAGCAAACAGCAAGUCCAGGAAAAACUCUUAUUCAAUGAGGGAUCAUUCCAAAGUAGUCAAAACCACAAAUGAACAUGGCUUCUGAGCCAGCGAUUUCACUUCUAGGAAUGUAUAUACUCAUGCAUGUACAAAAUGACAAACACAUGGAAGUAUUUGAUAACGCACUGUUUGUAAAAACAAAAGAUUGGAAACUUUCCACGUGGCUCCUAAAGUCCUGGAAUGUUCAUAAGCAACCUUUUAGGUAGACAAAAAGGACUAAAUCUAUAAAGAGAAUUUGGACACCAUUUGUGUAGUGAUGUGGGAGGAUCUCCAACAUUAUUCUUAGGUGAGAAGAGCAAGUGCAAGAUAGUAAGGCUUAUAGGCAACCAUUUGUAUUUAAAAAGGAGAACAGAUGGUAAGUACAUAAUUGAGUGUAUGUGCAUAAAUUAUCUCUGGAAAGUUACAUGAGAAGCUGGGAACCCUGAUUACCUCUGGGAAGUGGAAGCGGGUGGC